Molecule: messenger RNA, 427 nt
Organism: Venturia canescens
Lineage: Eukaryota; Metazoa; Arthropoda; Insecta; Hymenoptera; Ichneumonidae
Exons: 3
Coding region: 4-420 (138 amino acids)
Source: RefSeq, a predicted model, not a curated record
AAAAUGCAAUCCUUAAACAUGACUGAGGCAAAAGCUGGUGUUGGGGUAACCUUGCCAAUCGAUACUCUUGAAAUCUUCACUGGAUUCGAUAACUCGCUGGAAGGGAAUAUUGACCAGAAAAAUGCAUUGAUGGCUUUAUACCGGAUCUUGACUUGUGGUGAAACAAGCGCAAAAAAUUGCAUUGCGAAAACCAUGCUGGCGACGGUGACCAAAAACGUCGAGAAACACUACUCCGGAACAGGUCGCAAAGUACACGGUGUAGGAAAAGAAGAUUUUAGCAAAACGAUCGUAUUUAGCUGCAUUCAAGAUGUUCUAUUGGAAAAAUUCGGUGACUCCAAGGAAAUAGAAGGAUUGAAGGGAAAAAUCGGAAAAUGGCUAUCUGGUGCGACUGAUAGGGCUGGCGGUCGCAAAGAGCGAUAAAAUAAUA